This is a messenger RNA of Peromyscus leucopus (white-footed mouse), 1169 nucleotides long. It is a transcript of the gene Rbm48, whose product is annotated as RNA binding motif protein 48. Gene Ontology annotation, cellular component: nucleoplasm. Gene Ontology annotation, molecular function: nucleic acid binding. The record is from RefSeq and is a predicted model, not a curated record. The transcript has 5 exons. Lineage: Eukaryota; Metazoa; Chordata; Mammalia; Rodentia; Cricetidae. Bases 51 to 1154 code for a protein of 367 amino acids.
GCGCGCGUCCGGCGGAUGUUGAUCUGGCGCCGAGGACUACGGCCGGCGCGAUGGCGUCCGGUGACGGGAAGCCGGGCUGCAUAUUCGACCACCACGUCCAGACGGCGGUGUGUGACUCGCGGGCCAAAUACCGGGAGGGCCGACGCCCUCGUGCGGUCAAGGUAUAUACAAUCAAUUUGGAAUCUCAGUACUUAUUGAUACAAGGCGUUCCUGCAGUGGGAGCCAUGAAGGAAUUAGUUGAGCGAUUUGCUCUGUAUGGUGCGAUUGAACAGUAUAACGCUCUAGAUGAAUACCCAGCUGAAGAAUUUACAGAAGUUUAUCUCAUUAAAUUUGUGAAAUUACAGAGUGCAAGGAUAGCUAAGAAAAAGAUGGAUGAACAGAGUUUCUUUGGAGGGUUACUUCAUGUGUGCUAUGCUCCAGAAUUUGAGACAGUUGAAGAAACUAGAAAAAAAUUAGAAGAGAGAAAGGCUUAUAUUGCAAGAGCUACUAAGAACAAAGACUACCACAUGACAAAGAAGAAACUGGCUCCAGAGCAAAGAGGAACAAAAGAUUCUAGACAAGAUCUCCAUCCACAUACGCCUGGACUUUGUGCACCUGCUCUGAGCACUUCCCCGGAGAGUUCGAGUCCUUGUCCCCCUUAUUCUUGUGACUUGCCUUUAUGCUAUUUUGCCUCCCAAAGCACGUGUUUACCUGGGGAACGUGUGGACAGAGCAUCAAAUUCUCAUAGUAGCAGUAGGAACCAUAGUGAACUCUCAAAGCAUUGUAACUACAGUGCCUUUCUCCCAAAACUACAGAUGAACACUUACAAUAAUUCACUACCUUGCUCUAGUGUGCAGGAGGCCAUUACUACCUCAGAGUCAGUUGGCAGAUUUAUGCCUAGGACAACACAGCUUCAGGAGAGGAAAAGAAGGAGAGACUGUAGUCGCGAGCUUGGAACUUUUCCUGAAACAGACACAGGCAGUAACGAGCCUGUGAUUGGACCUAAGUUACCAGGUAUUCCCACAGUGGAUCUGCAGGAUGAUUCCUUGAAUACAACAGCAAACUUAAUUCGGAGUAAACUUAAAGAGGUGAUUUCAUCUGUGCCAAAGCCUCCAGAGGACAGAUUGGAAGAUGUGCAUCCAAGUCACCCACGAAAACAAAGAAGAAGAAUAUAGCUUGCCAGCCAUUUA